CCUAUUUUCACUCAUUUUCACUUCAGAAUGGACAUGGUUACACUCAUCUCUGCCUUGUAAACAGGCAGCAACAGGUGAGUUUGAAGACUGCAGUUUCCAACAUGAUUUCCAAAAUCCUGUUAACUUCUAGGCUGAAACUGCAUGUCCCAGUGAUCUGCCAUGUGCCUGGUGUCUGGAAGGCUUCUCAUGGGUGCUUUGGUCUGCAGGGCGAUGGUGGCAGUUCCUCAUGGGUGAAUUCCCCUCUGGUGCUGGGGAAUCCUCAGGGAAUGCCAGCUUGGAAGUGCUUCCAGGUGCUGCCAAGACAUGAAGGUCCUGGGUCCAGUGCUAAGGACAGAGUUGACCCACCCCAUGGAAAACUAAUGGCUAAAAAAGAACAAAAUAACUAGAUUCUAGUAGCCUUUGGCUACAAACAUAUGAGGAAUUCAGUGCUCCCCAGAGGGGAAUUCAUUCCUGGGAAAAAGGCACAGCAGCCCAUCGAUUAUCAGAGAAUUACUGCUAAAUGGAGAAAAGCUGACAUCAAAUAUUUACUCUCGGAUCAAUUCUGUUUAAAGUGCAAUGUUUGGAGCAGAGCUUGGACAUGGGGAGGUCAGGUGUGGGAUCAAGGCUGCGUUUAUAUAAAGACAGAGGGAUAUGCACUGGGAAUCCUUGCUUGGAGAGGAAAAAGACUGGAGGAUUUUGGAAGUCGCACUAUGAGGAUCCUAAUUUUUCUCGUCACAUUGGGUGUUUUCUCAUGUUCAGGUAAAUUAGAGCCUUGUCCUCCUUUAUAGGGUGGUUUUGGGGGGAAAAGUAUAAUCCUUCAAUGGACUUGUGAUGGAGCUGUGCCUCCCUCUCAGGGUUCCCAGCGUAUGACUAUGACCUCCCUGUCACAGAAGAGGCUCUCAAUGCUUCCAUUGCAAGGAUCAAUUCCCAGUCAUGGAGCAGAAACCUCUAUGGUGUUGUCAGGAGCCGAGUCAUGGGAGUGGACACGUGGGACAGCGAUACUUACGGGUUAGAUCUGCACUUCAGCAUCCGUGAGACCGUGUGCACCAAAGCUUCGGGGAAAGACCCCUCUGCCUGUGACUUCAAAACUGGCCCUUUUGUGCCCACUGCUUCCUGCAGGAGUGUUGUGGAAGUCUCUGGGGGGCUGAUUGCCAACCUCACUGUGCGGUGCCAACGCAGCACGUUCAGCUCUGAAUCCAUGAGCAGCGAGGAGAUGAUGCACGUGCCCAUAACGACCCCUGACAGGUGGGGCAGCGCUCGCAGGGAAGAUGAUGCCUUUGCUCCUGAAGCCUUCCCUUCAAGGGGAAGAGGCAGCGGCCGUGGAGACUGGAACAAACCCAGAUACUUCAACCCUGACAAGAUGGAAUAACCUGGGCUGGUAGAUUGGAGAAUGAGAAGAGUCAAGAUUCAAAGAUCCAGAACCUGAUGCCUUGGCCUUUCCUUUUUGGUGAAAAAACUGUUCUUCUGUGGAGUGAGAGUCUUUCCCCAAACUCACUUUCUGCUCGUGAGAUGCUAAAUACACCCUCAUCCAUCAAUAAGCCCUUCUGAUGUGUUAGGUAUCCCUGGGAGAACUCCAAUUUAACUGUGUCCAGGACAUUUCCACCACCUAAUGAUGCUAUUAAAACCUCAUUAUUCCAUUUGUUUGUUCU
Messenger RNA from Passer domesticus (house sparrow), 1628 nucleotides. It is a transcript of the gene SPP2, whose product is annotated as secreted phosphoprotein 2. The record is from RefSeq and is a predicted model, not a curated record. Gene Ontology annotation, biological process: bone remodeling. Bases 953 to 1348 code for a protein of 131 amino acids. NCBI's taxonomy places the organism in Eukaryota, Metazoa, Chordata, Aves, Passeriformes, Passeridae. Gene Ontology annotation, cellular component: extracellular region. The transcript is spliced from 6 exons.